AUGAACGCGCCGCCGAUACAGUACCCGUACAAUUACACCGGCCAGUCGCAGUACCCGCAGUACAGUUACGGGCAACACGAGGAUUACAAGGCGCCCUACACGCCGCAGUACCACGGGAACUACACGUAUCCGACCCCAAUCAAAGAAGAACCGACGUUUCCCAACUGCCGAUACUACCAAAACCAGCCGGCUUAUCCAACCUACAGUGCCGAUUCGACCAUAAGCGAUUCCGCGAACCCUCAGCUACCAGACCUUGCUAGUCUCAAUCAUUACAACGAAUACCGCCAGUAUUUCCAACCCUCAAAACAACCGGAAGACGCCCGGCGAAAGGAUGCGUGUGCCGAUAAGACCAGCGAUAGUGAACCGUCGUCUCUACGCGCCCUUCUCAGCCUACCUGCCGGCAAGAAAAUCACGUAUGACUACCGGGAGAUCCAGCAGGGCCGCGAGGUUAGUAGGGGAGGUCUGAGUCCGGGUGCCGCGGCCGCUUGUUUCGCGAUCGAGGAUAACAGUGUGAGCAGGGACGCUAACGAUCUGGAUUGUGGUCUGAACGGUUCGCGGGAGUUCGCGGAAGACGAGGAUGGUAAGAUGGGGACGGAUUUUGGAUGUGGGGUUGCUAAGGAUGGACAGAUGAUUGAGGAGACCGUGCCUCAGGGAUGUUUCUACCCGUGGAUGAAGAGCAAUGAAACCAACUUUGCUGGGAGCAAGCGAACAAGACAAACCUACACCCGAUACCAAACCCUGGAGCUGGAAAAAGAGUUCCACUCCAACAAGUACCUCACUCGUCGACGAAGGGUAGAAAUAGCCCAGGCCCUAUGUCUCAGCGAGAGGCAGAUCAAGAUCUGGUUCCAGAACAGAAGGAUGAAGGCGAAAAAGGACGCCAAAUACCUACCAGUGUCCUCGGAUUACCAGAUGACCGAAGAUUUCACCCUCAACCCCAACUUGUUCGUGAAUAGUCCAUCGGAAACUCCAGAAUAUGCCGGAAAAGCGGAGACUUCAACGUUGGGUGAGGAACGUAACCUAUAUGGGGAAGCUCUUGUUCAUUCUUUAGCGCACCGGAUGGGAUGA
Messenger RNA from Coccinella septempunctata (seven-spotted ladybird), 1065 nucleotides. Its product is annotated as homeobox protein Hox-B7-like. The coding region runs from base 1 to 1065 and encodes 354 amino acids. The transcript has 2 exons. Gene Ontology annotation, cellular component: nucleus. NCBI's taxonomy places the organism in Eukaryota, Metazoa, Arthropoda, Insecta, Coleoptera, Coccinellidae. The record is from RefSeq and is a predicted model, not a curated record. Gene Ontology annotation, biological process: negative regulation of transcription by RNA polymerase II; anterior/posterior pattern specification. Gene Ontology annotation, molecular function: DNA-binding transcription factor activity, RNA polymerase II-specific; RNA polymerase II cis-regulatory region sequence-specific DNA binding.